Penicillium odoratum is the source of this 438-nucleotide messenger RNA. RefSeq lists its product as uncharacterized. The transcript has a single exon. Lineage: Eukaryota; Fungi; Ascomycota; Eurotiomycetes; Eurotiales; Aspergillaceae. The record is from RefSeq and is a predicted model, not a curated record. The coding region runs from base 1 to 438 and encodes 145 amino acids.
AUGCAGUUCUCUAAGCUCUUCUUGGCCACCAUCGCCGCUGUCCCAGCAGUCCUGGCUGCUCCCGUCGCGAGCACAUCUAUGAUGGCUGCUAGCUCUACAUGGACCAUCGACAGCAUGAAGCGCGUCUGUAACGCAGCCGACACCUCUUGUACCUGGACCUUCGGUAUCGACACCGGUUCCGGCACAGCUACCUCCUGCAAAUUCGUCGUGAAGGGCACCACCGCCUCAGAGCUUAACGGUGGCCCCGCUACCUGUGGUGACUUCACUGUCACCUCUGGCUGGAGUGGACAGUUCGGUCCUGGCAACGGCUUUACUACUCUCGCUGUUGUCGACAACGUGAGCCGCCAGAUUGUCUACCCUGCCUACACCGAUGUCCAGCUUGACACCGGUAAGGUUGUUACGCCUGACCAGAGCUACACCCCUGCCAACCUCCCCUAA